AUGAAGGGUAUCCGGCCCUCACGAUGGGGUGGGCAGCUCCUCCACGCCCGCUCCAGUCCCGCCACCAUCCCAAGGAGAAAUUUCCUAGCCAGCACCGUCCGCUGCCAAUCGACAGUCCAAGAACCCGCCGAGGACCUAAUUGACCAGAUCCCCGAAGAGGGGGAGACCCUGCCCAGGAAGCUGCCGUCUCCUCUGCCCGAAAAGGCCUUACAAUCAGCCAAGCUCGCCGCCCUACACUCCCGACUAUCCCUCUCCAAGAAAAUCCCACUCCAGACUCUGGCACGAGCCCUUGUCACACCUUCAGCAGAUCCCAACUCCAGCUUUAAUAACGCAAAUCUCGCCUUCCUGGGCAGCACCAUUAUCAACUACCAUGUCGCCGAGUACAUCACCUGCAAAUGGCCUCGUCUACCCAUGGUCAUCCACUACGAAGCCCUGAGAGCGUUCUCCGGCCCCGAGUCACUGGCCCAGAUCUCCCGCCGCUGGGGUGUCGAGGCUGCUGCCGCUCCCGGCGAGGAGGUCGAUCCCGGACUGCUCCAAUGGACCUCCAACUCCGGCCCUCUGGUGGGCACCCGAUGGGGAGGCUACGUCCGCGCCGAGACCGACCGCAAGCACAGCUUCUACCGCCGCGGCAUGAGCAGCCGUGUUGUCCUGGACAGCGACUUCGGAGAUGCCGUCGACGCCGGGUCUGUGGAGGACGCGCACCAGCACAAUCACGACACCUCGUUCUCGUCCUUUGUCCAGGCCGUCGUCGGUGCCAUCUACAGCCACUCCGGCCGUGAGGCCGCUAAAGACUUUGUCGAGUCUCACAUCCUCUCACGACAGGUCGACCUGUCGUCUCUGUUCGAGUUCCAGCUGCCAACUCGCGAGCUUGCCAUGCUGUGCGCCCGUGAAGGCUUCGAGCCCCCUCUGGCUCGCUUGGAGAGCGAGACUGGUCGGCACUCUCGUACUCCCGUCUACGUGGUGGGCAUCUACAGUGGCAAGGAGAAGCUCGGAGAGGGCAAUGCCCCCAGCUUGGAUUACGCCAGGCGGAAGGCGUGCAUGAAUGCGCUAAAGUCAUGGUACCUGUAUAGCCCCGGCAACAAAGUACGUGUGCCGAGCGACAUGAUGGAGGAGGGCGCAAAGCCGUGGAAGGCACCUCACAUUGAUAUUGGAGAGGUAAUCUAA
Molecule: messenger RNA, 1164 nt
Organism: Clonostachys solani
Lineage: Eukaryota; Fungi; Ascomycota; Sordariomycetes; Hypocreales; Bionectriaceae
Source: the annotation of a GenBank genome assembly